Lactuca sativa (garden lettuce) is the source of this 1252-nucleotide messenger RNA. RefSeq names its product Pectin lyase-like superfamily protein. The record is from RefSeq and is a predicted model, not a curated record. Gene Ontology annotation, molecular function: pectate lyase activity. NCBI's taxonomy places the organism in Eukaryota, Viridiplantae, Streptophyta, Magnoliopsida, Asterales, Asteraceae.
CAUGGGCAUGGCUUCACUCUUCAUCAUCCUAACUCUCGUGUCCUACCAUGUUUCAAUCUCUCAUGCAAUUUACUAUAAUGCCCCCAAACCAAUCUCCAUCUACAAUAAAGCACCACGGGCCGUGAACGCAAUCGAUGCAUGUCGGCGUAAAACCACAAAUUGGGCGUAUAAUCGUCGUGCAUUAGCCGAUUGCACCGUUGGCUUUGGUAAAGGUGCUAUUGGAGGAAAAAACGGUAAAACGUAUGUGGUCACAAACCCUACAGACGAUCCGAUAAACCCUAAACCUGGAACCCUACGUUAUGGGGUGAUCCAAACACAACCUUUGUGGAUCGUAUUCGCUAAAGAUAUGGUCAUAAAGCUCAAGAACGAGCUUAUGGUGAAUAGUUACAAGACCAUCGAUGGGCGAGGGGUCAAAGUGGAAAUUGCAUAUGGGCCUUGUAUAACUAUACAACAUGUGAGCCAUGUGAUCAUUCAUGGGAUUAGCAUUCACGAUUGUAAGCCCGGGAAAUCGGGCCUUGUGAGAAACAGUCCAACACACUUGGGCCACCGUCAAGGCUCGGAUGGUGAUGCCAUUGUUAUAUUUGAUUCAUCCUACGUUUGGGUUGACCACUGCUUCCUUGCUCGAGCCAUAGAUGGGCUCAUAGAUAUCAUCCAUGCUUCAACUCUCAUCACGAUCUCAAAUAACUUCUUUUCUCAGCACGAUAAGGUUAUGUUACUUGGCCACAACGACAAUAAUAUGGAAGACAAAAUCAUGAAAGUUACCAUAGUUUAUAACCAUUUUGGAGAGGGUCUAGUUCAAAGAAUGCCAAGGGUGAGACUUGGAUAUGCACAUGUUGCAAACAAUAAGUAUGAUGAAUGGCAUAUGUAUGCAGUUGGUGGAAGUGCAAAUCCAACGAUACUUAGUGAAGGGAACUACUAUACAGCUUCCAAAAUUGCAUCAAUUAGAGAGGUUACAAAAAGGGAGAAUAAUAAGAAUGGUUGGAAGAACUGGAAAUGGAGAUCUUCAAAAGAUGUGUUUCUAGGUGGAGCGUAUUUCAUUCCAUCAGGGUAUGGAAGUUGUGCGCCUGGGUAUUCAAGAGCACAGUCUUUCCCAGUAGCUCAUGGGUCUCAGGUGCCUGGGCUUACUGCAAAUGCAGGGCCACUUCGUUGCACGAAGUACAAAGCAUGUUAAUUUUGUUGAUUCGAUCAAAUUCCAAUUUGGGUUUUUCUUGUUUGUGUUUCAAUUCCGAAAUCUAAUUUGACAUUUUUCUUU